CCUGUUCCUUGUGUAACGGCGGAGGCGCUGUGAUUGUUUACAGGAGUUUGUGCGCUUGUGUUUGUUGAACUUUGGUUUGCACAGUAUAGGUGCGAUGUCAGCCUCUCGAAAUGCAGCAAAACAGGACAACGUGAAAGUACGCACAGAGAAAUGCAGAUAGUUUUGUGUUGUUUCGGUGCGUUGACAAGGUAGGUCGGUGACUAGUAGGGAACAGGGCAGGGGGGCUCGCUCGGACUCGGGAGUCGGAGCGCUGACCGGGGCUGCUAACUGCUGCUAGCCGGAGGGAGCCUCCGGCCCGGGAGAGCCGGGCUUUUCCCGAACGAACCAGUCGAUGUCCAGCCGCUCGAUGUCGAUGACCGUCCUCGGUUGGAAGCAGCGGGGGAAUUCAGGCAGAAUAGCAGCGAGCAGGCAGUGAGUGAGUGAGUAGGGAGCGUGUUGCUGUUGCUGGGACGGGAUCCGAUCGGAUCGGGCUCCGUCCGGUCGCCGCCGGGUCACCAUGGCCGAAGAGCUCCACCCGAACAGGAGAGCCAACUUCUCCUCCGGCGCCUUGGCGGGACCAGCGAACGGCCUCACCAAGCCCCCUGCCUCCUUGGCCUCCAAGACUGGCGCUUCCAAGAAAUUAGUCAUUAAAAACUUCAAAGACAGGCCUAAGCUAGAAGACCGUUACACGGAGGAGACGUGGCUCAAACUUGAGGAAGCAGUGGGUGCGAUCCAGAGCAGCACAUCCAUCAAGUACAACCUAGAGGAGCUUUAUCAGGCAGUGGAGAACCUGUGCACCUACAAAGUGUCCCCGAAGCUUUACAGGCAGCUGCGGCAGGUGUGCGAGGAUCAUGUCAAAGCUCAAAUCCACCAGUUCAGGGAAGAAUCUUUGGACAACAUCUCUUUCCUGAAGAGAAUGGAGAGGUGCUGGCAAGACCACUGCCGGCAGACUAUCAUGAUCCGAAGCAUUUUCCUGUUUCUGGAUCGUACCUAUGUUCUCCAAAACUCCCUGCUGCCUUCCAUUUGGGAUACAGGGCUGGAGCUGUUCCGGACCCAUAUCAUAAGUGAUCGUGCAGUCCAGACACGCACUGUGGAUGGAAUUCUGGAGCAGAUUGAACGCGAGCGCAAUGGAGAAGCCAUUGAUCGCAGCCUAUUGCGGAACCUAUUGAGCAUGCUCUCAGACCUGCAGGUUUAUAAGGACUCUUUUGAGCAGAAGUUCCUUAUGGAUACAAAUCGUCUGUAUGCAGCUGAGGGCCAGAGGCUAAUGCAAGAAAGAGAAGUGCCAGAAUAUUUGCACCAUGUGGCUCGCCGAUUAGAGGAGGAGAAUGACCGUGUCAUCACUUACCUUGACCAGAGCACACAGAAGCCACUCAUAACCACUGUGGAGAAACAGCUGCUGGGUGAACAUUUGACAGCCAUUCUGCAGAAGGGCCUGGACAGCCUGCUGGAUGAGAAUCGUGUGACAGAACUGGCGUUACUGUAUCAGCUCUUCAGUAAAGUCAAGGGAGGACUUUCUGUCCUACUUCAGCACUGGAAAGAGUACAUCAAGAAUUUUGGAGGUACAAUUGUUGGAUCUCCGGAGAAGGACAAGGACAUGGUUCAGGAACUUCUGGACUUCAAGGACAAGAUUGAUCACAUCAUCCAAACAUGCUUCCAGAAGAAUGAAAGCUUCCUCAAUGCCAUGAAGGAGUCAUUUGAAAAUUUCGUCAACAAGAGGCCCAACAAACCUGCAGAGCUCAUAGCCAAGUAUGUGGACUCAAAGCUGCGCGCUGGCAACAAGGAGGCUACUGAUGAGGAGCUGGAGCGAAUCCUGGACAAAAUCAUGAUUAUCUUUCGCUUCAUUCAUGGAAAGGAUGUGUUUGAAGCAUUCUACAAAAAAGACCUGGCUAAACGUCUUCUUGUAGGCAAGAGUGCUUCAGUAGAUGCAGAAAAGUCCAUGCUCUCCAAACUGAAGCAUGAGUGUGGGGCAGCUUUCACAAGCAAGCUAGAAGGAAUGUUUAAAGACAUGGAGCUCUCCAAAGAUGUGAUGAUCCAAUUCAAACAGUACAUGCAGAACCAGAGUGAUCCAGGUAACAUUGAACUGACUGUGAAUAUCUUGACUAUGGGGUACUGGCCCUCAUACACACCCAUGGAAGUCCAUCUUCCCUCUGAGAUGGUGAAAUUGCAGGAAGUGUUUAAGACAUUCUACCUUGGAAAGCACAGUGGCCGGAAGCUACAGUGGCAACCUACACUUGGCCAUGCUGUGCUCAAGGCUGAAUUCAAGGAGGGUAAGAAGGAGCUGCAGGUGUCUCUGUUCCAAACACUGGUACUACUGAUGUUCAAUGAGGGAGAGGAGUUCACCAUGCAGGAGAUCCGCAGUGCCACUGGAAUAGAGGAUGGUGAACUGCGACGCACACUGCAGUCACUGGCCUGUGGAAAGGCACGCGUCCUAAACAAGAUUCCACGUGGGAAGGAUGUAGAAGAUGGGGACCGCUUUUGCUUCAAUGCCGAUUUCAAGCACAAACUGUUUCGAAUCAAGAUCAACCAAAUCCAGAUGAAGGAGACGGUUGAGGAGCAGGUGAGCACCACUGAGCGAGUGUUCCAGGACCGGCAGUAUCAGAUUGAUGCAGCCAUUGUGCGUGUGAUGAAGAUGAGGAAGACGCUAAGUCACACCCUGCUUGUGUCUGAACUCUACAACCAGCUCAAGUUCCCAGUUAAGCCUGGAGACUUAAAGAAGAGGAUUGAAUCUCUUAUUGACCGUGACUACAUGGAGCGUGACAAAGAGAGCCCCAACCAGUACCACUAUGUGGCAUGAACGGGUUGCCCUUCAAUCCAUUCUAGCUUGAAAAGGUUUCUGGAUGAUCCCUUCAGUGGCACUUCCCCAAUUACCGUUUGGACAUGCCGCAGUCACACAGCUCUGUUGAUGCAAGGCAAUGCAUGUUGUUUUCUUAGAAAUGGGCACUGACCAGACAGGGAGAUACAUCCAGCCUACUGACUUGAUUUUGUAGCACUUUCUUAUUUGUUUUUUUCCAACUGUCUGUUCUGCUGUAGUUGUUUCUGUCAUGUGUGUGUGUCCCCCUCGGUUUUUCGGUUGUUUGUAAUUCAGUGCGGUUAUUUCAAGCUGAAGAGUACCUGUGAAACCUGGAGGAGUGUUUUACUUAAGCACUGAUUUGAGCAGAAGCACACAAAUGUAGACAGAGACCUCUCUGCUCAGGGCAGUUUAUUUUCCUCUAAUACAUGCAAUGUCUGCCAGGGGUCAAGAGGAUGGGCACGGCAGGGACAUGCACCCAUGGUGUGGAGAUCAGAGGGAGGGUUGAGACUUCCAGCUUUUCUUCACCUUUGCAAUGGUCAAUGUGCGUUCUACAAAAUUUUGUAGACAAGCUUCUAGCUCUUUAAGGAUUUGAGAAAAUGUAAAAAAUAUAAAAUAAACAUUUAAAGAAAAUAUUCUAAGAAUGUGUGGGGAGAGACACUUCUGUUGCGUUCAUGUUAGGUGAUAAGGUAUGUAUGCCAUGCUGGUGUGACUAUCAUCCCAUUUUUUUUCCCCUGAAAGGAUGACAUAAAGCUGUAAAACUACGGUUCUAAGUAGUUAAACCAAAAAUGUUUUGGUAGUUUCUGUGAGGUUUCAUGCAGUAUUGCCUACAAAAUAAUAUGCCGCGUUUCAUUAUCUUCUGAUAAGUAUAUUAACCUAACUGUGAAUACUUGAUGCUAUGAAAUGUCAUUCUUUUGUAAAAUUUUAGUUAACCUUUGGUUUUGUCCAAAUGUAACAAUGAGAUGUUACAUUUCAACUCUGCCUCCGCAAAGCUAUUGAACUCUUAAUUCUGGAGGACUAACUUGAGCAGGUAUCCAUUCCAGCAAGACUAUAGGCCAAUAGAUUCAACUGUAACUACUUUUUCAUAACCUCUGUCUAAGGAGAGAUUAAAAACCUACUAAGCUCAGACUAGGUUCAGCACAAGAUAUGUUUAUGCAUUUGUUCAUGUAUACCCUUUGAAGUAUGCUUCUACUUCAGUUAUGUUUGGGGGGAUGACUAUCACCCUCAUAUUACCAUGUUAAGUUUCCCCCAUUUUACUCAACUUGCUUUUUUGGAACUGAACUGUAAGUAUAUCAUUUGACAUGUAGAGCAUUUAUUUGAUGCUUU
This is a messenger RNA of Scleropages formosus (Asian bonytongue), 4093 nucleotides long. It is a transcript of the gene cul4a, whose product is annotated as cullin 4A. Gene Ontology annotation, biological process: ubiquitin-dependent protein catabolic process. Gene Ontology annotation, cellular component: cullin-RING ubiquitin ligase complex. Lineage: Eukaryota; Metazoa; Chordata; Actinopteri; Osteoglossiformes; Osteoglossidae. Bases 497 to 2773 code for a protein of 758 amino acids. The record is from RefSeq and is a predicted model, not a curated record. The transcript has 20 exons. Gene Ontology annotation, molecular function: ubiquitin protein ligase binding.